Penicillium cosmopolitanum is the source of this 1623-nucleotide messenger RNA. RefSeq names its product sugar porter family MFS transporter. Bases 1 to 1623 code for a protein of 540 amino acids. Gene Ontology annotation, cellular component: membrane. Gene Ontology annotation, biological process: carbohydrate transport; transmembrane transport. The transcript is spliced from 9 exons. The record is from RefSeq and is a predicted model, not a curated record. Gene Ontology annotation, molecular function: carbohydrate:proton symporter activity. Lineage: Eukaryota; Fungi; Ascomycota; Eurotiomycetes; Eurotiales; Aspergillaceae.
AUGAUGUUAGACGGGUAUAGUCUUGAGAUAGCAUUAACCGGCGCCAACUCAGCUGCUCAAUCGUGGUAUGGGUGGGAUCAGGGUGUUGUCGCGGGUCUUCUUAUCAGUCCCGAUUUUCUCAAUGUUUUCCCUCAGACCAAGGUCUCAUCUGUCCAAGGAAUCACAGCGAGCUGCUUCUCGUAUGCACUGAUUCUUAUCAUCUUGAAGCUUGGAAAUCUAGUGGGCUGCUUACUUGCAGCAUGCUAUGGUGAUCGCCUGGGCAGAAAGAAUACGCUAAGAUUUGGUGCCAUGAUCAGCGCCCUUGGCGCUGUGCUGCAAUUCUCUGCCUAUUCCUUCCCUCAACUUAUUGUUGGUCGAGUUAUAAACGGUGUAGGAAACGGUUUGUUCAAUCUAGUAGCUCCUAAAGUCUCGUCAAGAGUGACUAGCUCGACAUGUGGCGUGUUUCAGGCCGAGUCCUGUCGCAGCGAUCGUCGUGGCAAGCUAUCCGUGAUAGUUGUUCUUCACAACGUCGUUUUUUACUGUGCCGCGACAUGGAUAACAUUAGGUUGCUCCUUUCUCCAAGGAGGGUAUCAGUGGCGACUUCCUCUAGCACUGCAGCUUGUGCCAUGCUCGGCUCUAGUGGCACUACUCCCGCUAGUUCCUGACAGCCCACGGUGGCUCUUAAUGCAGAACAGAAGUCAAGAGGGCUUGGAAGCUAUACGACGCUAUCUGGGGAAAGGACUGACUAUUGAUGAUCCCAUUGUGCAAAGUGAAUAUCACUCUAUCACUGGUGCAAUUCUCAUAGAGCGCGAAUCAAAAAUCUCUUUUACUCACGUUUUGGCUCGGCGCGAUCGAUCUAGCCACUUGAAGCGGCUUCUUCUCGGGUGUGGUGGCCAGUUUAUGCAGCAAUUCGGUGGUAUAAACGCUCUCAAUUAUUACUUUACCAUCAUUCUUAUGAAAAAUGUCGGCAUGAAUGAAAUGAUGGCUCGAAUCCUCACUGGCUGCAAUGCUACAUCUUAUAUGAUCUCGUCCGGCCUAUGCUUCUGGCUGAUUGAAAGAUGCGGGCGCCGUGUCCUCAUGUUGAGCGGACUGUCCCUUCAAUGUUUAGCAUAUGUGAUGGUUGCAAUCUCCAUUGCUCUCCUUGAUCAAGCACCAUUCCAGUGGGGAAUCGUUGCUGUCUCGUUUUUGUUCUUCUAUUACGCAGCAUUCGGUUGCACUUGGGGUAUGGUCCCGUGGGUUUACCAGGCAGAGAUCAACUCUCUGGCCAUGAGAACUGUUGGUGCUGCGUCUGCAACUGCAACGAAUUGGUUGGCUGGGUUCAUAUGCACCCAAUUCACUCCGACCGGAAUCGAGAAUAUCGGUUAUCGAUUUUAUAUCAUAUUUGCGGUAUUUAAUCUCGCAUUCAUAUUUGUGGUUUACUUUCUUUACCCAGAAACUGCGUACCGGACCCUGGAAGAUCUCGAUGUCUACUUUGAUCGAGAUUCCCAUCACCCCACGAUUAUUCCGAUACGUGACAAGGUAGCCAAGCAGUCCAAGCGCCCAUUAGAGGCAAUGGAGGCGGAAGCACUACGCGUUGCAACCACAAAGGCCAUUGAUGUAAAACUUGCGACAGAGCAUGUUGAAGAUAUUGAGAGAGUUGUUUAA